AAAGGCGCUCCCUAGCUGAAAAAAAAAAAUGACAGGCGUGAAGUCAUGAGCAAUGAAACAAACAUUAUUUUUUUGUUUUUACGACAACUUCUCCAUGCGACUUCAUUUCAGAUAACCAAAGUAUACGUUGUUCACACGUCUGUAUCCGUCCGACUCUGAGGUUUGAAUAUAAUGGACACAGUCUUGAGCAGGCUGGCAACCCUGAACCCAGAUGAGCUGCGAGAGGAGAUCACAAGGGCAGGAUUAAAAUGUGGACCCAUAACUGCGACGACAAGGGGCAUUUUUGAGAAAAAGCUUGCCCGAGCUCUUUUAGGGGAUCAGCCUGGAGCCAGGCCAGAGGUCGAUGCUGGAGAUCCCAAUAGCUCUUUGGAUAAGAAUCAGUCUCCAGCAGCAAGUUCAGAUGUGCUGAGGACGGAUGAAGACGCUACCCAACCGGCGUCUUCUGAAUCUCCCACUUUAUUUUACGGGGUUUUGCCUCCUCUAGAUGAUUCGCUGCAUAACAAUGGUGUCAUCCACGUUUAUGACAACAAGCAGAAAGCACUAAAAGCAGUCAUGACGAUGAAAGGUUCGAGAUUUAAAGCUUUUUAUAACAGAAACGAUGCUGAAAACUUUGCCAAGGGCUUGUGUGAUGGUGCCGUGACACCCAGCAAGAAUUCACCAGACAAACACCAUUCUACAUUUACAGCAGAGAAACUGCCAACUCUGGAAACAGCCUGUUUGGAAAAGGCUAAUGAAUUCAGAAGUCCACGCAUACAAGACCUGACAACGAAACUUAGAAGAGCUGUGGAGAAAGGAGACGAAGAGGCUUUUAAAAAGCUUGUUUGGGAAAACCCAAGAUACCUUAUUGGAUCUGGAGACAACCCAACUAUUGUGCAGGAAGGCUGCAGAUACAACGUCCUGCAUGUAGCAGCAAAAGAGAACCAAGCAGAGAUGACGGGCGUAAUAUUGGAGACACUACAAAAUCCAGAGUUCAUGCGUCUCAUGUAUCCUGAUGAUCAGGAAGACAUGCUCUGGAAACGAAUCAGCUACAUCUUGGACCUGUACCUUAACACACCUGAUAAAGGAAGCAAUGAAACGCCGCUUCACUUUGCUUGUAAAUUUGGAUGCCCAGACGUAGUGAACGUUCUUUGUUCACAUCCAGACAUUGAUAAGAACUGCAGGAACAAGUAUGGACAGAUGCCGUUUAGUGUGAUCUGUGAAAGGAAAAACAAGAAUAAAGAAACUAAAGAAAAGAUUCAAGAAUAUUUGGAGGAUCGUUUUUUCGUUCCCUUACUGAGAGCCACAGAUAACACUCUUAACCCAGUGAUCGGUGCACCCUGGGUUCCUGGCGCCUCUAAGUAUCGGGAUGUGUCAAUAAUCCCUGGUCUGAUGGAGGAUCCUAAAAACCCAUUGAUGACUAUCAGGGCAUUCGUAGGCCCUCUGAAUUUAUCAAAGGCAGAAGAGUUUCACAAGCUGUGGAAAACACCGCCUCGUGAUCGAGCAAAAUACUUUCAUCAUAUUUUAAAAUCCGAUCCUGAUCGAGGAGCUGAGAGAGUAGGACGGGAAUUAGCGCAUGAGAUGGGGUACCCCUGGGCUGAAUACUGGGACUUCCUGAAUUGUUUCACUGACCUCUCCACAGAGGAAGGAUUGAACAUGUUGGAGGAUUACUUGAUCAGAUCCACCCAGCAGAAGCAUGAUACAGAGAACAGCUUUUUACAUUUAAAAAGUCCUGGUGCACCUGCUGCUUAUGAAAAGCCAUCUAAUAUCAACACACUGCUCGAUGAUCAUCUGCCUCCUGGGACGCCAGCAUGUCGAGACAACUGGACUGAAGGAAACAGGUUUCCGGUGUGUGACCUCAGGAAUGAAUUUGAGAGGGUUGCCUUGGAUCGGUCUUCUGGUGCUGAGGAUACGGCAGAUUCGGGAUUAGGUUGUCUCACUGCGUCUGGUUCUGACGGAUCUGACGGAGGCUCUUUAGGAGCAUGGGAUUGGACAGAGAGCGAGGAGGACGACUCCAGCUCAGAGGAGUACCACACAGCUGACGAGGACACUGACAUCAUUCGCCAGACCAACAGCAGUGGAGGAACGUGUACACCAGCACAUGAGUGUCUGGACCACACCAGUCCCUUGAGCUGUGAGGAGGAAGAUCUGUGCAGUUCUGUGUCUUCCUGCUCCUCUUACAAAUCCUCUCACAGUACACCUGAACACAUCAAGGAGUUUCAGCCACAGGUUUUUCUUGCCGAUGAAUCUCCCAGUAAGCUGGACAGCGAGGUGUUGUUAGCAGUGACCGAAACUGACAUGGACGAGCAGCGUUUUCCCCUCAUUAACAGAUGGAGGAACAUCGUUUGCUCUUAUCCUGAAUCUCAGAGGCACCGAUGGCCGAGCGUUACGGUGACGAUCAGACACACAGGGAAUCAGACGUCAACUCCACGCAGACUUACACACAGCUGGCUAACGGGCUCGCCCAGCUUCCUCAGCAUAAACAAGUUGAUCCCUGCUUCAUGUGUGUAUAGCGGCUCACCCAACAAACACUAAACAUGCACUUAAACAUUUAUCCUAUAGCGCACUUUCUGCUUUGCUUAUGCAAGACGAGUUAUUUAAUCGCACUGGUUCAACUCUUCUAGAAGUAUUUGUUUAGUUCAAUUAUGAUAUUUUUGUCCCCAUUACCUUUGAACGUGGUCUUGGCAAAUCCUGCUCACCUCUCCUGUGGCACCGGAGAUCUACCAUCCAGAUCAGUUGGUAGCUCAGCUCAUUAAAUACACACACUAUCGAGUUAUCUGGCUGUCUUUCGUAACCUGUACCUAUUUAAUAAUCAUUUUUUCUAGUAGGUUCUCUACUGUGGUAGGUUAUUCAAAGCCCCGUGCAUAACUCAAGAAGUUUCUUUGCUGAAAUGUUUGUAUUGCAGAGUUCAUGUGUUACACUUUAUUUGGUGUUUUUGUAUUUAAUGAAUAAUUCACGCCACAUUGCCUGACUGUUCACUGUGUAUCAUAAAUAAUAUAUUGGCUUGAGGAAUUGCACUACAAUUUUUCUACUUUGUCAAUAUUUUCCAAAGAGAGUAAGCAUUAUAUUAAAUGAAAAAUAAACUGAUUACACAGGC
Messenger RNA from Tachysurus vachellii, 3073 nucleotides. RefSeq names its product ankyrin repeat and LEM domain-containing protein 2. The transcript has 13 exons. The coding region runs from base 172 to 2511 and encodes 779 amino acids. Gene Ontology annotation, biological process: negative regulation of phosphorylation. NCBI's taxonomy places the organism in Eukaryota, Metazoa, Chordata, Actinopteri, Siluriformes, Bagridae. The record is from RefSeq and is a predicted model, not a curated record. Gene Ontology annotation, cellular component: endoplasmic reticulum. Gene Ontology annotation, molecular function: protein phosphatase 2A binding.